Messenger RNA from Anguilla anguilla (European eel), 1484 nucleotides. RefSeq names its product UBX domain-containing protein 6-like. Gene Ontology annotation, cellular component: cytoplasm. NCBI's taxonomy places the organism in Eukaryota, Metazoa, Chordata, Actinopteri, Anguilliformes, Anguillidae. Bases 141 to 1454 code for a protein of 437 amino acids. Gene Ontology annotation, molecular function: protein binding. The transcript has 11 exons. The record is from RefSeq and is a predicted model, not a curated record.
CAGUUCGCUUCCUUAUUCCGAUUAGUCUCGAGAUGUAAACACGGGUAUCUCGCCCUCAGCUGUCAGUCGCUAUCUUCUCUUUCUCUACCUAUCAUUUAUAACUCGUUUCCCUUUCAUUUUUUUCGCUAUAACAAACCGACAUGAAGAAGUUCUUUGACGACUUCAAGAAAGACAUUAAGUUCAAGUCAGCUGGACCAGGGAAGAAACUAACGGAAGAUACCAGCUCCAAUCGCCCAGUGGCGCAGAACAGCGCCCCAGCGAAGUCCCGCCACGCGCCCACAGAUGGAGCGCAGAGAGCCGGGGCGGCAGCUCUAGCGAGGAUUGAGCAGCAGCCUCGCCCCCGCUUACAGACGUCGCAGGAUGCCAUUCGCCUUCAGGUGAAGAAAGAGCUUGAGGCAGAAGCUUCAGCAAUGGCGUCUGAUCAAAAACUGGCAACAGAGGGUUCCAAGGUGCCAGUUAAGGAUCCCGCCAGUUUCUCAGUGUCGGGAGUGUACUUCACGUGUCCCCUCACCGGAGCCACCUUAACAAAGAGCGAAAGGGAGGUGCAUAUAAAGGAAGCCAUUCUCAUGCGCUUCGCAGAGGAUCCGGUGGAGGCGUCCAUCAUGAUGGUUCACACCUUCAACAGGGACAGAGAGAAAGUCAAGGUCGCCGUGGACAUCAUCAGCAAGUACGUGGACAAUAUCUAUAAAAACCCCACAGAGGAGAAAUACAGGAAGAUCAAAGUCAGCAACAAGAUCUUUCAGGAAAAGGUGAGCUCCGUGGAAGGCUCUCGCGAGUUCCUGCAGGCCGUGGGGUUCGAGAGCACCACCCUGCCCGUGGAGGGACAGGAGAACGAGGAGGAGUUCUUGGUGCUGGCUGAGCAGGAGCCUGAGGGACUGGAGCAGCUGAAGGAGAGGCGGGACAGGCUACAGAGCGGAGAGCCAAUCAGGGCUCAGCUGGACAGACGGACACAGGCCUUCCGUCCCUCCCCCAACGCCACGCGCUUCGAGCUCCCCCCCGACUUCUACAACCUCACGGCGGAGGAGCUGAAGAGGGAACAACAGCUCAAGACCGAGGUGGUGGAGCGGAACGCCAUGCUGCGGACGAAGGCCAUGCGUGAGCGGGAGGAGCAGAGGGAGAGGAGGAAGUACAGCUACGCCCUGCUGAGGGUCCGGCUGCCCGACGGGACCCUGCUGCAGGGCACGUUCCUGGCCAGGGACAGGGUGGCAUCGCUCUACCAGUUUGUGCGCGAGGCCCUGCUGGACGGCUGGCAGCCCUUUGAGCUGGUGGCUCCGGGGGGGCAGAAGCUGAAGGAGGAGGAGGAGGUGGCGCUGAACGAGUGCGGCCUGGUGCCGGCGGCUCUCCUGUGCUUCUCCUGGGACGCGGCGGUUCAGGCGGACAUCGCGGCUGCGGGGGGGCAGAGCUCCCAGCUGCUGAGGCCAGAGCUGCAGGAGAGCAUGCAGACCCUGAGCUGAGCAGCCUGCGCGGCGCCCCCCCCCCCCCCC